Messenger RNA from Aspergillus ruber CBS 135680, 915 nucleotides. RefSeq lists its product as uncharacterized. NCBI's taxonomy places the organism in Eukaryota, Fungi, Ascomycota, Eurotiomycetes, Eurotiales, Aspergillaceae. The transcript has 2 exons. The coding region runs from base 1 to 915 and encodes 304 amino acids. The record is from RefSeq and is a predicted model, not a curated record.
AUGCGCCAUUUUUGCUCGAUAUGCGGCGUCCUGAUCCGUUCCUGCGCUGCUGAGGAUGAUAUGGGCCCUCCUGUCGAGGACCUGGAAUGGUAUCAGUUGAUCCGGGUCUUCUAUAAAGAAUGGUCUGAAGGCAUUGCCGAAGUCACUGGGGUCGGAUAUCUCAACACCUUGAAUCAGCCCGUUGUGCCCAUGAUCUUCAACGGGUUAUAUUGGCAACCUAAUGUCUAUAUAAACAACUCUGUCCCGUACUCUGGUGCUAGCCCGCACUGUUGCACGUACUUAGCCCAUGAAGCGUGCUGGAGGGUCCUGCUCGAUCGGACUUUGUAUGGCAAUCUUUUCACGGAUUUUGUGGCCGUCGCAUUGGCGCAGCUGUUUUGGGGUGCCUCUUUGUACAGGCAGUACUCCUUUAUUCGAAGACAUGACUACGGCGGAUCAAAUGAAUUCUGGGAUGCUGAAGGGGAUCCAAUCGAAAUUAUGUCACGGGAAGGAUAUGGGCAUUGUGCUGUUGAACCUUCGGGGUUUGUCAGUGUUGAGGACCUUUUGAGCUGCCUUGGUCCUGAGGUUCCGGUCGAAAUUCCUACUACUUAUCCCAUAAAUUCCACGUUGAGGCUCGGGAAUGGCCUCGAAAAGUUCACUAAAUUCCCUACGGAGGUUAUGCACAUGCUCUUGACUUGGUUGCAUUCAGAUGAUAUCCAGCAACUCCGUCUAGCAUCCCGGCCAGUUGCUUCAAUAUCCCAUCCAGACCAACUCCCACAAUUCUUUUGGUAUGGCCGAUUCUUCCCAGAUUUCGGAAUGUGGUUCGCAAUGCCAAUUCACACAAAAGGGUUCUAUGAUUGGCGAUCUCUCUAUUUUAGAGUUAAACGCGGCCUGAAGACGCAUAGCUCUGACCGUCUCGUGAAUCGAAAGAGGGUGUAG